AUGCCUUCUGGCUUCGAAAGAUUAAACGCGAGAAAAUCGCAGCCGAAUGGCCACAUUGCAUUCAUAAAGCCUCUGAAAGGGCCUGAUGAGACGAUCGCGCAGGACUUCCUACAGCGGAUCGCCGCCCAAUGCUUGCCCGUCAUGAGGGAGCACCACCUCUUUGUCACAUCCCUAGAGCAGUAUGAGCCGAACAGGGAAUUCGUCGGCCGAAACUUCAAUGCGGGCGAGGUCAUUCAACUGGUGUUGAAGUCGCUCUCCGGGAAAUGGCUGCCCUUUGAUUACGUCCAGAUGGUCAUGAUGCACGAGCUCGCCCAUUGCAAGCAGAUGAACCACUCGCGGGCCUUUUGGGCCGUACGAAACCGGUACGCCGACCAGAUGAGGACUCUCUGGUCUCGCGGCUUUACCGGCGAAGGCUUGUGGGGAAGAGGCGCUCUGCUAGGGUCCGGAGAGUACGAGAAAAAUACGCUGCAAUCGAUCGAGCUACUUCCAGAAGCACCAUGUGGAGGGGCUUACAAGUCAGGGCCGAGGAAACGCAAGCCAAAGAAACAGCUGUCUUACCGCGAGAGAAAGGAACGUCGAAUCCUCAAGAAAUUCGGCGCCAACGGAGUAACCCUUGGUGAUGACGAGGACGUGAAGACGGAGCUAGAAAAGGGGAAGAAGACCCAGGCGAAGCCCCGAGUGGCCGGAAGCAAGCGUGGACGAGAGCUCAGAGCAGCCGCUGCUCUAGCCAGAUUUGACAAGCAAAAGGAAGCUGAAGAAAAGCAGUCCCAAGGUAUCCAUAAAAAGGAAUCAGACGACGGCGAAUCGGACAUUGCCAGCGAUGACGACGAUGAUGACGAAGAGGAUAUCGUGAUAGACAUCAACGGCCAACGACUCAUGGAUACCAAGGGCAACAGGCUCGUAAGAGUAUGCGAGGACGAGAAUCCCCAAGGCGACGACGCUCGGAAUGAGCGACGCGAGCUCCUCCAGUCGUCAAUGCCCUGCGUGAAACUCGAGGCUCGCAGCUCAACGCCACCGAUGGCUGGCAAACCCCCAAAUACACGUCCGGAGAACCGAUACAGCAUUGAAAACUGGCCUUGCGAGAGCAAGAAAUCACCGUCAGGCAAGGCCACUGACAUCACCGCUCCCGUUGGCGGUCGCACGGGUGCCGGAGCAUCUGCGGGCAUCUGCCCUCUGUGCUCCUUCGAUAGCGGAUGCGACGCAACCAUUUGUGGUGUUUGCUCUCACGUUCUGAAUCGGGCCAAGGUGCCAGAUUCCUGGAAGUGCACCGCCGUUACUUGUCGAGGUAGUCUGUAUUUGAAUGCUGGGGACGUGAGAAUCUGCGGAGUUUGUGGCCAGCGAAGAGAUCCGCAAAUGUAA
Durotheca rogersii is the source of this 1359-nucleotide messenger RNA. RefSeq names its product WLM-domain-containing protein. The transcript has 3 exons. NCBI's taxonomy places the organism in Eukaryota, Fungi, Ascomycota, Sordariomycetes, Xylariales, Xylariaceae. Bases 1 to 1359 code for a protein of 452 amino acids. The record is from RefSeq and is a predicted model, not a curated record.